AUGUCUCGCUACGCAGCAGCCCACGCCAAUCCUCAGGGCCCUGGCGACGCCAGACCAACUGCACUGCAGAUCAUCCAAGACGAAGGUGUCGAGGGCAAGCUAGGCGACAAGGUCAUCGUCAUCACGGGCACCUCGUCCGGAAUUGGAAUCGAAACAGUUCGGGCGCUCUCGGUCACUGGGGCGAAGCUUUUCCUGACGGCUCGCAAUCUCACCAAAGCAAAGGAAGCCCUGGCAGGCAUCUUCGACCCCAGCCGUAUGGAGCUUGUCGAGAUGGACCAAGAGUCGCUGCAAAGUGUCCGUCUCGCAGCUAGUACCAUCUUGUCUAAGACGGACAAGAUCAAUAUCCUCAUCAACAAUGCCGGAAUCAUGGCUAUCCAAACUCUUCAGUACACCAAGGACGGGCACGAGCUCCAGUUCGGCACCAAUCAUUUGUCUCACUUUUUGUUCUUUGAGCUGCUGAAGCCCGCCUUGCUAGCGGCUACUACGCCAGAGUUCCACAGCCGUGUGGUUGUUGUGUCUUCGACCGCACAUCUGAGGAAUGGCAUCAACGACUCGGACGACUACAACUUCGAAAAGAGCGAAUACACCCCUUGGGGGGCCUAUGCGCAGUCCAAAACCGCCAAUAUCUACAUGGCCAACGAACUGGAGCGGCGGUAUGGCUCUCAGGGCCUUCACGGACUAAGCCUUCACCCUGGCGGGAUCAUGACCCCUCUCGCAAAGCAUCUUUCAAAGGCCGAGUUGGAAAGCGCCGCAAGUGGCGGAGAGCUGUACAAGGAGUUCAAAAGCCCUGAGCAAGGAGCUGCAACCACUGUCUUGGCAGCUAUUGGAAAGGAAUGGGAAGGAAAGGGGGGGAAAUACCUCGCCGAGUGCGCCGAGGCAGGUCCCUCAAAGGACGAGGGUAACCCCUUCGGCUCGGGGUAUGCCAAGCAUACAUACGAUCAGGAGAAGGAGGGUCGCCUGUGGAGAGACUCGCUCAAGCUUGUGGGGCUGGCUUAA
Colletotrichum destructivum is the source of this 996-nucleotide messenger RNA. RefSeq names its product Putative short-chain dehydrogenase/reductase SDR, NAD(P)-binding domain superfamily. NCBI's taxonomy places the organism in Eukaryota, Fungi, Ascomycota, Sordariomycetes, Glomerellales, Glomerellaceae. The record is from RefSeq and is a predicted model, not a curated record. Bases 1 to 996 code for a protein of 331 amino acids. The transcript has a single exon.